AUUAAAAUGAGUCUAUCAAGGAACCUUGAAGAUUCUGGAACAACAAAUAUUAAGGGAACUAGAAGCCAUUCGGCUCAAGGUCUCCCAAGCACUAAUAGCCCAGCUAUGAAAAUACCAUUUCCUCCCCGUUUAUGGAUAACAGAUGUAGAAGAUGAAUCUUCAGAUGAUAUGAGUGGGAGUGUUAGGGAGGAAGGUGUUUUAAGUGCUGAGCGUCCUCGUGUCAGGUCCAGAUUUCGUCAUCAUAAACAGAGAUCUCUUAGUGUACCUAUUGGUAUAUUUUGGGAUAUAGAAAACUGUCAGGUUCCACGAGGGUGUUCAGCGAUAGAUGUUGUGGCAGCUAUUAGAAAUAAAUUCUUGCCCGGUAGACGGGAAGCAGACUUUGUGGUGGUAUGUGAUGUGAGGAAAGAAGCUCCAAGUAGGUUACAAGAACUUAAUGAUGCCCAGGUGAGCCUAAUCCAUGUGUGUGGCACACAAAAAAAUGCAGCUGACGAGAAGUUAAGACAGUGUAUGCGAAGGUUUGGAGAGCUGCAUUCAGCACCAGCAGCACUAUUACUCAUAUCUGGGGACAUAAAUUUUGCUGCAGAUUUGAGUGACUUCAGACAUAGGAAAAAUAUGGAAGUUAUAUUGGUGCAUAAACAGAAUACAUCGUCUGCCUUAAUUACAUGUGCCUCUUCUCAUUAUUGUUACAAUGAUCUGACUGCACUUCUACCACGGAAUCCAAAGAUUAGUCAAACAGAAGAAGACGAAGAGCCGCCCACCUGUGAGAUGGAAGUUACUAAUUUACCUGUAGACCAUCCUCCUGAAAGAGUGUCUCGAAGACUAAGGAGGUUGGCAGAUAAUUGUGGUGGAAAAGUAUUGAGGGUCACUGCGAAUACUGCUGUCCUGAGGUUUCCAACGCCAGACCAUGCUUCCAGAGCACUAAAGCGCAUGGAUGGUGAAGAUGUAUUUGGUCGGAAAAUAACUACCCGUUACGCACGAAGUGUGUUCCAGUCUGCGUAUUCCAGUGAUGAGGGAUACGGUACUGCUCCCCCUACCCAGCCACCGCACAGAGCUGCAUUCAUGCCUCCAAUUAAUCAGCAAUGUUAUUCACCACGUGAGAAGCUUCCAAGCGUAAAUUCCGUGGCCAACGAUUGGGCAUUGGCCUUACAACAACUGCCUGCGCCGACACCUCCGCCUCUCGACUUCUGCCCACCGCCUGCCCCCAAGCCCCGCAAAAUCAGAGGCACCCAUGGUUCAACUAAUUUAGACCGCUCAGGUUGCUCAUCCAGUAAUAGCUGUGAUGAGAGUCGUCGUGACAACAGCCAGAGCCGAGCGAUGUCGCCGUGGAACUCGUCUGCGAGUUUCAGUGAGCAGAGUGAGGGUGAUAGUGACAAUGCUGAGCUCACCGUCUCCAACCUGCCCCCAUUCGACCCUACUGUUUUACAGGAAAUGUUGACAAUUCUCUUCGACCAAUAUGUGCCUGUUGUCCGGGUGUCGAUCUGGGCGGCCGGGGAAGGUCCACUGGCGACAGUGGUACUCCGGUCAGAGUGGGAUGCUCGAUUGGCAAUCGCCCGCAUCCAUAAGCGACGUCUCGACAACCAAUGGACAGGUCGUAGGCUCGAACUGUCCUUAGGAAGGCCAUCUCCUGCACCAAAUCUAGAUGUAUUGCGUGCUAGGUUGCGCGCCAUUUUACUAGAUCAAAAGAAUUAUACUCUACCUCUAUUACGUUUACGUGAUGCUUAUGCAAGCCGACACUGCUGCGCUCUAACAACCUCUGAUAUAGCAAAGGUGAAAGACACGGUCAUAAUACAUGAAGGUUUUGGGAGAAUGGUUCAGUUAAUAGAUCUAAAUCCAGUGUCUAGCUCGGAGAUGGAAGCAGCGCCCUGGAAGUGUCACAUUCACACAUCGAUGAACACUGGACAUGAGGAUGGAAGUCGUAUAUUGCAACCUGUGUACAUAGAGGUUGCCGCCUUAGCAAAGAAUGUGCAAUUGUUGUUAGAAAACCAUGGAGGCGUUUUACCACUUCUAACUUUCGUGGAGUGUUACGAGGCGACGUUUAUGCCACUAAUGGUGGACGUACAGCGCGGUGUGGCUCUGGAACUGCUUCUUCGCAGUGUUCCCGGCGUGGAGGUCAAAGACAGCCCCUCGCGGCAUCUCACAUGGCGCACCGAUGGGACUGACACGCCCCCUUCACACAGCGAGAGUUCCCGGUCUAGCGAACGAGAGCGCGGCCGGACAGCACCUGCUUUAGAACCAAUACUCGCGUUGUUCGAGCGUGAACUCAUCGAUCUACUGCGAACUGCACCGAGGUGCACCAUUGCCUUUAGCAAACUAAUCCCAGCAUUCCAUCACCACUUCGGUCGUCAAUGCCGAGUGGCUGAUUAUGGAUUCACAAAACUCCCAGAUUUACUCGCGGCUCUAAGCAAUACAAUUGUUGUACUCGGUUCGGGUUCGUCUCGAGUUAUAACAAUCUCGGCAGCGGCUCAGAGCCGUCGAUGGACAUCCGAUCUGGUGAAGCUGUUGAAAGCUCAACCUGGCCGCGUUAUACUGCCCAUGGAGAUCCCAGAGCUAUAUCAGUCGACAUUUGGACGGCUAUUUUCGCCGGUUGACUAUGGCCUGUGUACGCUGAAGGAGUUGAUGCAACGCGUUGCACCGCAAGCAGUUAUUGUUGAUAUUGACGGCACGCUCUCGUUGCCACGCCGGACUCCAACGCCUGAAGAACGCGCGCGAACUGUACAAUUUGCUGUGGAAGCCGUCGAACUCCUCUGCUAUACACCUAAUCUACGUAUGGAAUUCUCGCGGUUUGUACCCGCUUACCAUGCUCACUUCGGGCGGCAACUACGCGUCGCCCACUACGGAUGCGUGAAGCUUGUGGAGCUACUGGAACUGAUACCGGAAGCGGUGGUCAUAUGUGUGGAGCCGAAUGGCGACCGUACUGUAAGGCUGGGUGCUCGCGCUGCGCGAGCGGCGAUGGCUCAACGACUCCGCGCCAUCACACCGAUUCCUCUUAGUGAACUUUCUACCCAGUAUGCCGCCCAGUUUGGAGCUCUACCAUUGCUCGAUAUGCUAGAUGUUACGUCACUGGAAUUGCUCGUCUACGCCGCUGGUGGAUGCUUGCAGAAUGGCAUAGUAGUCGGUCCGGGAGCGGCACCAUCUUGGGCAACAGCUAUGCUCGCUGCUUGCGCCGUCCUCAGCGCUGAUCGUAGCGUGGCACGAGGCUCCACCGACGAGUACUUUGCUUCCGCAUUCCGUCGCAUGCGCAUCCCGGAGCCAGACGUCCGGCACUUGGCUGCAGCGGGCGUCGUGGAAACCUCCGACCGCCGCAUUCGCCUCACGCCGACCUGGAGGACGGUAUGGCGGCUCGCACAACUGUUGGCCGAUUGCAACUCACCGACUACUGUCAACGACAUUCUAGCGCAGUAUAUGCACCGUUAUGAAUCAGUUUUCCCCUGUGCAGAUUUAGGUGUAUGGAGCUUAGAAGAAUUUCUACGACAAUACCAGGAAGUGUUCACGGAGACUAGCGGAAUGGGGCGUUGGUCGCUGUGCGAGGGCGUGACAGUCUCCCGCUACAGAGAUCUGGGGUCAGCGCCAACCCACGAGGAUUACACACUGCACGAUACGCCCCCCGGACAGAAGGGAUCGCGUGUGUUCGAGUCUCCGAAAGUAAACAUUUGGUGCUCUCCGCCGGCUAGUGCAUUGCCAGCCCCGACUGCUUUACUCACUCAGGAAAAACGUCGCACGCGUCUGGCAGCUCACUUCGACGUGUCCUAAUUACCAUUCCUAAUAGUAUUGAAAUCGCAUUCCUUCCUUUCCAAAACCUCUUGUGUGUGAAGAUUGCAUGAGUUGAAAUUGUGGCGAUAGUGAACCAAAGCUGUCACGGUUCGUACCCAGGGUCGCAACGAAUUUUAUGAACUAGAUUAAUACAAGUGUCCUAAUUAAUGUGAUGUCUAUAACAAUAAUGUUUUAGAUGGCGUAUAUUUUCGUGUGUUUAUUUAGAUUAAGAACAAAAUUCAUUCGGAAAAUGUUACAACAAAGAUUGCGCUUGUCUAACGUUCAGAAUGCUGGACAUUCACUUAU
This is a messenger RNA of Achroia grisella, 4056 nucleotides long. It is a transcript of the gene Marf1, whose product is annotated as meiosis regulator and mRNA stability factor 1-like. The record is from RefSeq and is a predicted model, not a curated record. Gene Ontology annotation, biological process: post-transcriptional gene silencing. NCBI's taxonomy places the organism in Eukaryota, Metazoa, Arthropoda, Insecta, Lepidoptera, Pyralidae. Gene Ontology annotation, cellular component: cytoplasm; peroxisome. The coding region runs from base 7 to 3750 and encodes 1247 amino acids. Gene Ontology annotation, molecular function: CCR4-NOT complex binding; RNA nuclease activity; mRNA base-pairing post-transcriptional repressor activity. The transcript has 20 exons.